Messenger RNA from Drosophila subobscura, 900 nucleotides. It is a transcript of the gene Prosbeta6, whose product is annotated as proteasome subunit beta type-1. The record is from RefSeq and is a predicted model, not a curated record. Bases 97 to 804 code for a protein of 235 amino acids. Gene Ontology annotation, cellular component: proteasome core complex. NCBI's taxonomy places the organism in Eukaryota, Metazoa, Arthropoda, Insecta, Diptera, Drosophilidae. The transcript has 2 exons.
AUAUCGAUUGACACUUUGUGGAGAACGCCGCUCGAAACUUGCAAAUCAUUCGUACGUCUUUUUUACUUCGGAAAAUAAGAAAUAAAAUCUGAAAUUAUGAGCAGCCUAGGCUUUGAGCAAUUCCCAGACUACCAGGUCCCUGGGGUGUCGCAUGCCGACUUUUCACCAUACGAGUCUAAUGGCGGCUCCAUUGUCGCCAUCGCUGGCGAGGACUUUGUGGUCAUUGCCGCCGACACACGUCUGAGCAGCGGCUACAACAUUCACACGCGCACACAGAGCAAGUUGUUCCCUCUGUCGAACAAGACGGUGCUGGCCUCCACGGGCUGCUGGUGCGACACCCUCUCGCUGACUGGCCUGAUGAAGGUGCGCAUGCAGAGCUACGAGCACACACACUUGAAGACCAUGACCACCGAUGCCGUUGCCCAGAUGCUCUCCAUCACCAUGUACAACCGUCGCUUCUUCCCCUACUAUGUGUCGAACAUUUUGGCUGGCAUUGACAAGGACGGCAAGGGAGUCGUCUUCUCCUACGAUCCCAUUGGGCAUUGUGAGCGCGCCACUUACCGUGCUGGCGGCACAGCGGGCUCGUUGCUGCAGCCCGUGCUGGACAACCAGAUUGGCUACAAGAACAUGAAUCUGAAUGGCGAGGAACCCCCAGUGCUAACCAAGGAGCGUGCAGUGGCCGUUGCCUCGGACACCUUCAUCUCGGCCGCGGAGCGCGACAUCUACACUGGCGACUCUGUGCUGAUCAAUAUAAUCACCGCGGAUGGCAUUGAGACCAAGGAGUUGCAGCUGCGCCAGGACUAGAUCAGUGAACACUUCUAAAACAAACGGUCAGGGGCAUUUCAACAGAAAUUUUUGUAACAUCCAGAUACAUAAAAUAAUAAUAAAAUGGAUCUUUAA